CCCCCCGCCAGUACAGGCCGCCAGAUGACUCCUCCUGUCCAUCCUCCUCGCCCAUCUUGAUGCUGGCUCAGCAAUCGCAUCCCUCCCACUUGACGACCAUCACGACCUCCUCUGCACCAUGAUUCAACCGCUGCUCAGCGUCGUUGUCCCUCUACUCGAGGACACCAUUCCGUCCCCGCCGCCCGACCGGCCUCGCCCGCCGCCGGAAUGGAAGCGCAUACGCAAAGCUCGCCGCCACGCUGCCAUGCGCUACUACUGCGAGCUCUUCCUCGUCACAGCAUACACGGCGGGGACGUUUGCGCUGUCCAUCUUUGGCUCCUACUUCGCCGGCGUGCUCGACUACGCCAAUCCCACGGGCAUGGUGGCGGUUGCGCAGCUCCCACUCAUCGUCGGGCUUGUCGGCCGCAACAACGUCCUCUCCAUGCUCACAGGCGCCUCGUACGACCAUAUCAACUAUCUCCACCGCACCUCGGGCCGGGUCUGCUUCUUCGGCGCACUCGCACAUACCUUCGGAUGGUGGCUUGACAGAGGUCUCGGAAGACAUGCGUGGACGUGGCGAAUUUACACCGCCAUUCCGGCCAUGGCAGGCCUGACUGCGCUCACCUUGUUCUCCUUCAGAAUUAUCCGCAACCGGUACCACCAGCUUUUCCGCGACGUGCACAUCAUCGCCGCCCUCAUGUUCCUUAUCAUGACCUACUUCCACACGCCAGAGUACCGAGUCUGGGUAUGGCCCGCCCUCCUCCUCUGGUCUUUGGACCGCGCAGUCGGCCUCGCCCGCAUGCUGUACGUAUAUGUCCGCAGCCGUGGGUCACCCACCGCCACCGUCGAGCUUCUCGACGCCGAUGUCCUGCGCGUCUCCGUUCCCGUCCCAUUUAAAUGGAAGGCUGGCACGCAUGCAUACCUCAGCGUUCCGGGCGUCUCCACCAUUCCCUGGGAACAACAUCCGUUCACGUUCGCCAACAUCCCCUCACCUACGCCGGGGCCGUCGCCCGCCGUCUUCCUCAUGCGCGUGCACGGCGGCUUCACGCACCAGCUGCGCAACGCGCUUGACUCGACGAUCUCGCAGUUCCCCGCCACCGUCGAGGGGCCGUACGGCGAACCCGUCGAUGUGCGGCACUACGACUCGCUGCUGUGCAUCGCCGGUGGCUCGGGGAUAACGCUGUGUCUCUCGCACUUCCUCGACGCGCUCGCGCAAGCCGACCGGGGGCGGGCGCCCACGUCCCUCCGCUUGGCGUGGAACACGCGCAAACUGGCGCACGUGCGCACCAUUGCCCCGCUGCUCGAGACCGCGCUGGAGAACAUCGCGAACCCGGACGUGCGCAUCCGCAUCGACAUCCACGUCACGCGCUCGCACGCGUCCGACGAGCCCACGGACCCCAACGUCGGCUUCGACUCGACGCUCCCGUUCGAAGCCAAGCCCGGCGAGGCGUCGCCGCUGCUCGAGCACCUCCGCCACCUCCGCGGCGGCAGCCAGAGCAGCUACGGCAGCUCGCGCGCCUCCGUCUCCAGCGACGGCGACGAGCCCCGGCUCUCCGAGGACGAGCUCUUCCGCUCCGGCCUCGGGCCAGCCGCCGCGGCAUACGCCCAUGUCCACUUCGGGCGGAGUCUCGUGACGGAGAUGAUCCGGGCUGAGGUGAGCGAGAUACAGGGCGGGGGGCGGCUGGGCGUCAUCGUGUGCGGCCCGCCUACACUCACCCUUGAUGCGCGGUGCGGCGUGAACACUGUGAUGCCUGAGGCGGGCGCGGAAAUAAACUUCCACAGCGGCAGCUUCUGCUUCUGAUGACACGGGCUUAGAUGGGAUACAGUGUAGCUACAUGUAUUGAUUGUUGACACCG
This is a messenger RNA of Cutaneotrichosporon oleaginosum, 1835 nucleotides long. Lineage: Eukaryota; Fungi; Basidiomycota; Tremellomycetes; Trichosporonales; Trichosporonaceae. The record is from RefSeq and is a predicted model, not a curated record.